CUUCGCCCUCCUCCUCGUCAGUUCCCUUCCCGCCCUUCUCCACACAGCGCUGCCAUUCGUUCGCCCCUUUCUCAUCCCUCCUCUUUUUCUUUCUUUCUUUUCUUUCUCUAGCCUCGCCUGAGGAAAUUCCCUUAGCGCCACCCCUUCUCCUCCUCCUCCUUCAUUCCUCUCUUUCUUUCUUCCCUCUAGUUCUGCCCCAAAUGUUCAGCCCGGAUAAACUGUUGGGGCAGCUGUCCAAGCUGGACAGAUACGGGAACAUGGCGUCCAUGGGGGAUUUUAACUCCGUCAGCGCCAACAUCCCGGCCACCCGGGUGGAGGUCUCCGUCUCCUGCAGGAACCUUCUGGACAGAGACACUUUUUCAAAAUCUGAUCCAAUCUGUGUUUUAUAUACACAAGGUAUGGGGAAUAAAGAAUGGAGAGAGUUUGGGAGAACAGAAGUAAUCGACAAUACAUUGAACCCAGAUUUUGUAAGAAAAUUUAUAAUGGAUUACUUUUUUGAAGAGAGACAGAAUCUACGGUUUGACUUGUAUGAUGUUGAUUCAAAGAGUCCAGAUUCAAAGCAUGAUUUCUUGGGACAAGUGUUCUGUACACUUGGAGAGAUUGUUGGAAGCCACGGAUCGCUAGAAAAACCAAUAAUAGGAAUUCCUGGGAGGAAAUGUGGAAUAAUUAUACUGACAGAGGAACUGAACUGUUGCCGGGAUGCUGUUCUGAUGAUUUGUGCAAACAAAUUAGACAAGAAAGAUUUCUUUGGGAAAUCAGAUCCUUCUUGUAUUUUUCGCAGCAACGAAGAUGGCAGCUUUACAAUUUGCCACAGACAGAAGUUAUAAAAUACAUUAAAUCCAGUGUGGCAAGCAUUCAAGAUAUCUGUCAGAGCACUUUGUAAUGGAGAUUAUGACAGAACAAUUAAGGUAGAGGUGUAUGACUGGGAUAGAGAUGGAAGUCAUGAUUUUAUUGGAGAAUUCACAACGAGUUUCAGAGAAUUGUCCAGAGGACAGUCACAGUUUAAUGUGUAUGAGGUAAUAAAUCCAAAGAAAAAGGCAAAAAAGAAAAAAUACGUUAAUUCAGGAACAGUAACAUUACUAUCCUUCCUAGUGGAAACAGAAGUUUCAUUUCUUGACUAUAUUAAGGGCGGGACGCAAAUCAAUUUCACUGUGGCUAUUGAUUUCACAGCUUCAAAUGGUAACCCUGCACAUUCCACCUCACUUCAUUAUAUGAACCCAUACCAGCUGAAUGCUUAUGGCAUGGCAUUAAGGGCAGUAGGAGAGAUUAUUCAGGACUAUGACAGUGACAAAAUGUUUCCAGCUCUAGGUUUUGGUGCAAAACUGCCUCCAGAUGGAAGAGUAUCUCAUGAAUUUGCCUUGAAUGGAAAUCCUCAAAAUCCUUAUUGCAAUGGAAUAGAUGGUGUAAUGGAAGCAUACUACAUGAGUUUAAAAUCAGUACAGCUUUAUGGACCUACAAACUUUGCUCCUGUUAUCAAUCAUGUAGCAAGAUAUGCUGCCUCAGUAAAAGAUGGCUCCCAGUAUUUUGUCCUCCUCAUUAUUACAGAUGGGGUCAUUUCUGACAUGGCUCAGACUAAGGAAUCCAUAGUGAAUGCGUCAAAGCUUCCAAUGUCAAUAAUAAUUGUGGGAGUUGGACCAGCAGAAUUUGAUGCCAUGGAAAAAUUGGAUGGUGAUGAAGUAAGACUGUCUUCAAGAGGAGUAUAUGCAGAAAGGGAUAUUGUACAGUUCGUACCAUUCCGGGAUUACGUUGACAGAAGUGGAAACCACAUAUUAAGUAUGGCCAGACUUGCUAGAGAUGUCUUGGCUGAAAUCCCAGACCAAUUUCUCUCCUACAUGAGAGUCAGAGGAAUCAAGCCAUCUCCUGCACCGCCACCAUAUACACCACCAAUUCAUGUAGUGCAGACUCAGAUAUGACCACACCAGAUGCUUAGUGAUUUCACAACCAUAAAGCACUGCUAAAGUAUGUGCUACAGGAUAGUGGUGCACUUUGAUGGGCCAGUGAGCUGAGGCCAAGUGUCCAACUUUGUAUGCAGCAGGAGAUUCUAGUGGGCUUUGGAGCAAAAUAAGUUAUUCAUAUACCAAAAUGUCUAAUCUGGUUGCAUGCGCAACUGAACAGCUUUUAUGUAUGAGGAGCAAAAUGGUGGUGUUUGUUUCUGAGUUGUUUCUUUAAUUUCUAACAGAAAAGGCUAUUGUCAUGUUACUGGAGAAAGCACAAAUCACGGGUUCUAUUCAGAAGUCUUUGUCUUUCCUGAUUUAAAAUGUACAUACAAUGUGAAUGCAAUUCCUGUGUAUCAAUGUUUACAUGUUACUACUUUUCAAAUUUAACAACUUUUUUAUAAUUAAUAUUAAGAAUUUGGAAUAUUAAAUUGUCUUCUAUCUUGCAAUAGUAAAAUCCACAAGAGAAGCAAUAUCUCUCUGACUGAUUGUCCAGACAAAUACAAAUGCCAAACUAAGGAUGGAAAGUAGACCAGGGACAUAGGACAAAAUGCAUUCAUAGGACUUGAUAAUGAAAACACCUCACUUAAGUGCUCAGUUAAGAAAUCAUCUGAAAUAUUUGAGAAUAAGCUUCCAAAAUGUGAAUACUGUAAGAUAUGUAUUUUUGCAAGGUAUAACUGUUACUAAAGUAACUUGCGUUUACAUUUUUUAAGACUGAUUAUGCUGGCAUAAAAAAUUUGAUCAAAGUAGUGUAAUCCUAGAAAAUGGCUGCAUCGAAUAACUUUUGAGUCCUGUAGCUGAGUCCAUGUAAUGUGUAGAGUAUCUUGCAUACAGUAGAGCUUUGGCAUCAUAUUGAGUUCUGCAGGUGGGUAUUUUAUUAUGAGUGACAUAAAGCUCUUAUGCAAAUUGCCAGUUGAUGUGAAGUUUGUCGGAAUUGUUCACUCAAAGGGAUGCUGGCUCAGUUAGAGUUGGCUAUUGACAUUGUCACACUGCCACGUAGGGCACACAAGUGGUAAUAUAUUAACUGAGUUAUAAUUGCACAGCUGUGUUGCUUUGUGCACAACUUUGUGUAUAGAAAUACUCAAAUAUUUUAUGAUAUGCCUGUUCUUAUUCUAAUUAUCAAAUGUUUUUGCAUGUACAGUUUUUACAAGAAGUUCACAUUUUUGUGAGUAUUUGUGUCAAAACUUUUAAUUAUAACAAAUGGCCUUAAAUCUCACAAAUACUUUGGAAAUGAUUGUGAAUUGCCUUCAAAUACUGGAAAACAUGUUUUACUUUUGUGUCAAAGUUGUAAUUGCCUUGUAAUAUGUGGCUCUCCCUUUUUUUUGGCACAUAACCUGUUUACUACUUUAUUUACUACUAUAUAUAAUAUACUGAACAGUAUUAAAUUAUGGUGCAUUUUUAAGCAUGAAAGGGUUUUUUUUCUGGGGAAAAAUAUAUUCACAGCAUCCAUAGCAUAUUAUGCUCUGUAAUACAAAAUCUUCCAUUUUUAAAUAUAUUAAAUGUCUUUAAAAUAUUCUCAUACUGGAAAUUGCUUCUCUAAAUAUAAUACUGUAAUUGGACUAAUUGGUUAACUCAAAAUGGCUCAAUGCUGAGCAAGUUAUCAACCCUUUCUACAAGUAUUAAAUAUGGCAAAAUUAGGGUUUCUCCCGGUAGAGUGGAUAAAUGUUUCUGAAACCUUGAGAAGUUCAUAGUCUAGUAGAAUAAACAAAUCCAUGCAAAAUACAUUAAAAGCAAGCAGGAGCAUAGAGCUUGCCAAGCACUGAACAAAAGAUCCUUCUGUGCUUAGGAACAGUGGAAAGCAAAAACCUAUCUUCACCAAAUAUGAAAUAAUACAGCAAAACUUCUGUUAGAAGGCUCCCAAAGUCUAGAAGACUCCCAAAGAAUUUUCCUGACAUUGUAUUUCAUUUGAAUUUAAGUGUAUUGCCAUAAAAACCAGAAAGGCAAUUUUCCAAUGUGUCAGCUGGAAUUUUUCACUGAUAGACCAGACUUCUUCUUGAUCUAUGCUUUAGGUUGCUAAAAUUCUGUCAUAUUUUUUUCUAAUACAGUUUGUUCUUUUAAUUAGGUGAUCUCAUAACUAAAAUCAAGUCAUUGUUUAAUCUAUAUGUAGCAAAAUCUUUAUCAAGUAUGUUGUCUACCUCACUCUACCUGCAAAAUUGUUCUUCGACCAUAUUUUUUAGGAAUUGGCCCUGAUACAUUAUCUGGGAAUUUCAGUUGAAUAUUUAUAUCCCCAAAUGCCUUGACAUUAACAUAAAUUAUAAAAUGUUGCUGUCUUGUCAGUAUUAACAGAAGUAACACAUGAAUUGAAUGUUACUAGUCUGCUUUAUCUGAAGGAGCCUUAAUGGCUGGUUAUGUCUGAUUAAGUUACCACAACUUAUUUUUACCGCAAUAGUUGCUUGCAUCUUAUCCCUGUUAACCAUGUCAUGGAAUUUGAAAUGAAUGGAAUAAAAUCUAAAGUGAUAUGCCAA
Sceloporus undulatus (fence lizard) is the source of this 4399-nucleotide messenger RNA. It is a transcript of the gene CPNE8, whose product is annotated as copine 8. Gene Ontology annotation, molecular function: calcium-dependent phospholipid binding. Gene Ontology annotation, cellular component: plasma membrane. The record is from RefSeq and is a predicted model, not a curated record. Lineage: Eukaryota; Metazoa; Chordata; Lepidosauria; Squamata; Phrynosomatidae. Gene Ontology annotation, biological process: cellular response to calcium ion.